Osmerus eperlanus (European smelt) is the source of this 2008-nucleotide messenger RNA. It is a transcript of the gene kxd1, whose product is annotated as KxDL motif containing 1. The record is from RefSeq and is a predicted model, not a curated record. NCBI's taxonomy places the organism in Eukaryota, Metazoa, Chordata, Actinopteri, Osmeriformes, Osmeridae. Gene Ontology annotation, biological process: lysosome localization. Gene Ontology annotation, cellular component: BORC complex. The coding region runs from base 703 to 1245 and encodes 180 amino acids. The transcript is spliced from 5 exons.
AAAUGUACGAGGGUAUGGUUAGGACCAGGCUAGUAGGCUAGUUCUCCCCUUAUUAGACAUUUUCAGGUAGGCUACACCUUAAUGUAACGCCAAGCCCUCGCUCCUCGUCUCGAGGCCAAGGCCUGAUGUCUUUCUAGGCUAAACCGUUGUGACUUUGUGUAGUCCAUUUUCUGUUUCACACUGACAAAGGGUAAAUAAUAUUGUUCAUGUCAGCUGCCUGUUCGCUUUAUGAAUAUCGUUUCGGCUCGCGAGAGCUAGCGCAGCCAGAGGCUGUUUAGGCCCAUAUUAGACAUUCUCUGGUGCUGCUCAUUCAACUCAAGAUGGCUGAGUCCAGAGCGAAGAGAGCAAGUCAAACUGACUGGCGGCAAGUUCUUUUUUAAUUAAGCUAUCGAAAUGCUUAUCCAAACAACGUCAAUUGCGGCACUGGACUCCGUUGGAUAAUAAAAAAAGAGUGCCCGGUUCUUGAGUUGAUAGUGGGAGCCCAUUCUAAUUUGUACACACACACACACAGAUGUGUGAUGCCCACGGAAGGUCCCCAUUUGAACACCACUGGAGUCAAAAUCACGUGAUACUGUACAUAAUACGGAAGCAGAAGGAUGUAAGCACUUCAGUGAUUGAAAUAAGAUUGUAGAAAAGUCUAUAAAUAAAAUAGAACACUCAUAUUAACAUAUAGCACAAGUGACACUUCAACCAAAAGCCAGCAUGGAGCCCACUGCUUCAGGGAUGUUCUGUAACAGGAUGCUGAGCAUGGUCAACUCGGAGGACGUUAACGCCAUUAUCCAAGCCCAGAGACACAUGUUGGACCGCUUUGAGAAAACGAACGAGAUGCUGAUAAACUUCAACGGACUUUCCAACGUGCGUCUGCAGCAGGUGAAUGAACACUUCCUCAUCCACACAAGGACCCUGGUGGAGAUGAAGAAGGACCUGGACAGCAUCUUCAGAAGGAUCAGGACACUGAAGGGAAAGAUUGCCAAACAGUACCCUGAGGCAUUCAGCAAUGUCCAUGAGUCCCCUACCCUGGAGGAUGACGAUGAUGACCUCUGCCUGAUCCCACCCAGCGUUGCCACGACAACAGCCGCCACCUCAGAGCAGAGCACUGAGUCAUGUGACACGAGCCCAGGCCUUGUGUCGCCCGCCAUCAGCCGCUGCUCCGAAGACCUCUCAGAGCCCCAAGACACACCCACCUCCGACUGGCCUGCGGCAGGGCUGCGGGACGAGGGCCCAGACUCUGUCCCUGCGGAGUAGAGAUCUAGGACCUGAUCUAGACUCUGUCCCUGCGGAGUAGAGAUCUAGGACCUGAUCUAGACUCUGUCCCUGCGGAGUAGAGAUCUAGGACCUGAUCUAGACUCUGUCCCUGCGGAGUAGAGAUCUAGGACCUGAUCUAGACUCUGUCCCUGCGGAGUAGAGGUUUUCACACCUCCUCAUACACAGUGUUGAUUUGGGGGGGUGGCUUACACCACUGUUCUAAACAUGCAGAAUAACUCUGACGUCUAUUGAAGCUAUUGGUCAGACUUGGCUGUUGUUCUAUGAGAGGAGAUCACUUGUCUCUACUCUAGGAGCGAAUGAAGAAAAUGGUUGUGAUAGGAAUGCUCCAGAUGCUAGGCCUCCAGCCCCUAACAGGGAACAGAAUACUUACUUCUGUGGGGGCAUAGGUCCUUCACGUGUGUGUGCACAAGUGUCUUUUUUAAUCACUAUUUAGCUUGAAGACAUCCGUGUUCAGAGGUAGUGAACUUGGUUAGUUAUGCCUGCUCAAACAAGAUGUAUGUAAUUAUAGCCAUAGCAAAACAUCUCAGUGUUGUUUAUGUAAUUGAAACCGCAGAACCCAAAUACACUUUUAUUUUUUUUACAUAGAAACUGUGUUAUGGCUUAUGUUCAAAGUUGUGUUACUUACUUUCUCAAAUUGUUUGAAUUUGGGUGUAUUUACAUAUAAUUAAUGUAAAGCUCAUGGUUAAGUACUUUCCAAAAGCGUCAUAUCUUCAAUGUGAUUAAAUAUGUACUCGAAUGGUGA